Messenger RNA from Oryctolagus cuniculus (rabbit), 3579 nucleotides. It is a transcript of the gene MAP3K12, whose product is annotated as mitogen-activated protein kinase kinase kinase 12. Gene Ontology annotation, cellular component: cytoplasm. Lineage: Eukaryota; Metazoa; Chordata; Mammalia; Lagomorpha; Leporidae. Gene Ontology annotation, molecular function: MAP kinase kinase kinase activity; ATP binding. Gene Ontology annotation, biological process: protein autophosphorylation; JNK cascade. The record is from RefSeq and is a predicted model, not a curated record.
AGUUCAAGCCGAGUGGGGACGGGGCUAGGGGUCGGGGGGUGGGGGCCGGAAGCCGGGGCUGACAUCCGUGCGCUCGGACCCCGCACGAGCCUCGCCGUGACAGCGCCCCGAGUCCGGUCGAGGGCAGCGGGGGGAGGCGGGAAGGCGGAGGAGAAGGAGGAGGAGGCGGGAGCAGCAUCCGGAGCGGAGCUGCAGCAGCGCCGCCUUUUGUGCUGCGGCCGAGGAGCCCCCGAGGGCCUGCCGCUCACCACCACAGCGGGGGCACAGCCGCCAUGGCCUGCCUCCAUGAGACCCGCACGCCCUCCCCUUCCUUCGGGGGCUUCGUGUCCACGCUCAGCGAGGCAUCCAUGCGCAAACUGGACCCGGACACUUCCGACUGCACCCCCGAGAAGGACCUGACCCCUACGCAGUGCGUGCUUCGCGAUGUAGUGCCCCUCGGUGGGCAGGGCGGGGGCGGGCCCAGCCCCUCCCCGGGUGGGGAGCCGCCCCCCGAGCCUUUUGCCAACAGCGUUCUGCAGCUCCACGAGCAGGACGCAGGAGGCCCCGGGGGAGCCACGGGGUCUCCUGAGAGCCGGGCGUCCAGGGUUCGAGCUGACGAGGUGCGGCUACAGUGCCAGAGUGGCAGUGGCUUCCUGGAAGGCCUCUUUGGCUGCCUGCGCCCCGUGUGGACCAUGAUUGGCAAGGCCUACUCCACGGAGCACAAGCAGCAGCAGGAAGACCCUUGGGAGGUCCCCUUUGAGGAAAUCCUGGACCUGCAGUGGGUAGGCUCGGGGGCCCAGGGCGCCGUCUUCCUGGGGCGCUUCCACGGGGAAGAGGUGGCUGUGAAGAAGGUGCGAGACCUCAAGGAGACUGACAUCAAACACCUGCGGAAGCUGAAGCACCCCAACAUCAUCACUUUCAAGGGUGUGUGCACCCAGGCCCCCUGCUACUGCAUCCUCAUGGAGUUCUGCGCCCAGGGCCAGCUGUACGAGGUGCUGCGGGCUGGCCGCCCAGUCACCCCCUCCUUGCUGGUUGACUGGUCCAUGGGCAUCGCCGGGGGCAUGAACUACCUACACCUGCACAAGAUCAUCCACCGAGACCUCAAGUCCCCUAACAUGCUAAUCACAUACGAUGAUGUGGUCAAGAUCUCAGAUUUCGGCACUUCCAAGGAGCUGAGUGACAAGAGCACCAAGAUGUCCUUUGCAGGGACAGUGGCCUGGAUGGCCCCAGAGGUGAUCCGCAAUGAGCCCGUGUCUGAGAAGGUGGACAUCUGGUCCUUUGGUGUGGUGCUGUGGGAACUGCUGACGGGUGAGAUUCCCUACAAAGACGUGGACUCCUCCGCCAUCAUCUGGGGUGUGGGCAGCAACAGUCUGCAUCUGCCUGUGCCCUCCAGCUGCCCAGAUGGCUUCAAAAUCCUACUCCGCCAGUGCUGGAACAGCAAACCUCGAAACCGCCCAUCAUUCCGGCAGAUCCUGCUGCACCUGGACAUCGCCUCAGCCGACGUGCUCUCCACACCGCAGGAGACCUACUUCAAGUCCCAGGCAGAGUGGCGGGAAGAAGUCAAGCUGCACUUUGAAAAGAUUAAGUCCGAAGGGACCUGUCUGCACCGCCUGGAAGAGGAGCUGGUGAUGCGGAGGAGAGAGGAGCUCAGACAUGCCUUGGACAUCCGGGAACACUAUGAGAGGAAGCUGGAGCGCGCCAACAAUCUGUACAUGGAACUGAAUGCUCUCAUGUUGCAGCUGGAACUCAAGGAGCGGGAGCUGCUCAGGCGGGAGCAAGCUCUAGAGCGCAGGUGCCCGGGCCUGCUGAAGUCCCACCCUUCCCGAGGCAUCCUGCAUGGCAACACCAUGGAGAAGCUCAUCAAGAAGCGCAAUGUGCCGCAGAAGCUGUCUCCUCACAGCAAAAGGCCAGAUAUCCUCAAGACCGAGUCUUUACUACCUAAGCUAGAUGCAGCCCUGAGUGGAGUGGGGCUUCCUGGGUGCCCCAAAGGACCCCCUUCACCGGGGCGGAAUCGCCGUGGCAAGACGCGUCACCGGAAGGCCAGCGCCAAGGGCAGCUGCGGGGACCUGCCUGGGCUUCGUGCAGCUGUGCCAGCCCAUGAACCCGGGGGACCGGGAAGCCCGGGGUCCCUAGCAGGGGGACCUUCAGCUUGGGAGGCCUGCCCCCCAGCCCUCCGUGGGCUCCACCAUGACCUCCUGCUCCGCAAGAUGUCUUCCUCGUCCCCAGACCUGCUGUCGGCAGCACUAGGAGCCCGGGGCCGGGGCACCUCAGGGGCAGCUGGUGAUCCUGGCUCGCCACCACCUGCCAGGGGGGACACACCCCCCAGCGAAGGCUCAGCCCCUGGCUCCACCAGCCCAGAUUCACCUGGGGGAGCCAAAGGAGAGCCCCCUCCAGCAGUAGGGCCUGGCGAAGGCGUGGGGCUGCUGGGAACUGGAAAGGAAGGGACAGCAGGCCGGGGAGGAAGCCGGGCUGGGUCCCAACACUUGACCCCGGCUGCACUGCUGUACAGGGCUGCUGUCACCAGAAGUCAGAAACGCGGCAUCUCCUCAGAAGAGGAGGAAGGAGAGGUAGACAGUGAAGUAGAGCUGACAUCAAGCCAGAGGUGGCCUCAGGGCCUGAACAUGCGCCAGUCACUAUCUACCUUCAGCUCAGAGAAUCCAUCAGACGGGGAGGAAGGUACAGCUAGUGAGCCUUCCCCUAGUGGCACACCUGAGGUUGGCAGUACCAACACCGACGAGCGGCCGGAUGAACGGUCUGAUGACAUGUGCUCCCAGGGCUCGGAACUUCCAUCGGACCCACCAGCUUCUGAGGUGGUCACUGAUCCCGAACCCAGCUCCCUGCCUAUCCCACAGCAGGACCUACUCCGAGGUGAGCAGGGCCCUCCCAAUUCUGAGGACUCAGACUGUGACAGCACUGAACUGGACAACUCCAACAGCAUUGAUGCCUUGCGGCCCCCAGCCUCCCUCCCUCCCUGAAAGCCACCUUAUUUCCUGUACAUAGAGAAAUAUUUAUAUAAAUAAUAUAUAUGCGCCACAUAAUCAACAGAGAAUGAUGGGGCUGUCCCAGCCUUAAGUCAGACUUGAGAGAGACUGACCCCCCUGACCAAUUCACCUGAUAAACUGUAGGGACACUGGCAGCUGUCAAAAUGAGUAAGUACGGCCCUGGAGUUGUGCGCAAGGGCAGACUGCUUCGCUCCGGACCUUCUGUUCAGCAAGCAGUGAGGCCAGAGAAAGCCAGGCUUGUCUCUGUGCACCUCUCCCCACGUACGGGGUGGGGGCAGGAGCAGGACCCAGUUAGACUGCACUUUUCUGUUUACACACUUUGCACUUGGGAGGAGGGAGACUCAGGCUGGGUCCUCCCCUCGGAGGGUUCUCAGGUGGCAAUGUGACUCAUUUCUUUGUCCCUCCGUUUCUCUGCCCAAGCCCUAGCCUAGCUUGGGGCCCAGGGGGAGGUUAGGACACUGAUAGCAUGUGGUGGCUCAGGCUGAAGGACUGGGGUGCUGUUUUAAGUCCCUGCUUUUACCUGGUGCCUGAUUGGGGUGGGGACUGUCAUUGUAAUCCCUGUGAAAACCUUGAAAUAUAACCACUCCAUGCAGGCCCA